GAGCCCCCUGUUGAUUGGAUGUUCGGGGAACGGCGUGUGUUGGACGUCACAGCUGGAGAGGGCAGUCGUUAGUUCCCGAGCUGUUUGUGAUCGCCGUUACCGACCGCAGUAUCGCCACCGGCUCCUCAUUACGUGUCGGUGGCGGAAUCCAGGGGGCUCUGAAGCCCGGUUUGUUUGUCGCAUCUGGCGGCGAUGCCUCAGUGCCGUCGGCUCCUUUCCGGGGCCGUCCCGCAACGCGCCGCCCGGCUGCCUUAGGGUAGUUCUCCAGACCAUCUCCGUUAUUCUUAGCCUGCUGCAUUCCCCGCAGGUGGAGCAAUUUAAAGUCUUUCGUGCAGUUACUUCGGGCUGUUCUAGCUUUAACACAGCUAUCAUGGCUUCAGAUGACCACAGCGUGCCUGCAAUCGAACAUUCCUCCGGCUUACUGGAAAAGAUGUCCUUGCCGAUUGGGAUACACCGCAGGACAUUCAGUUAUGAUGAUGCCUUAGAAGAUUUGUCGCCAAUGACUCCUCCACCUUCUGAUAUGGGAAGCAAUAUUUUGUGGAAACAACCAGUUAUACCUGCGAGGAAAUACCAACAAUUAUCUAUGAUAGAAGAUGGAGAAAACAAUGUUCCAUCUUCGGUAGUUGCUUCAUCAUCGGGUGUAAACCCAAGCAAAGUCCAUGUGGUGAAAGCCAAAGCAACGUCUGUUAUUAUGAAGUCACUUAUGACACAGCAGACACAGGAAAGCAUACAACGGUUUGAGAAGCAGGCAGGUCUAAUGGAUGCUGGUUACCAACCACACAAAGGUCUAGUUGCAGAAGAGGCCAGCUAUCACCGCGUAGGAGAGGCAUUACAGAAAUUCAAAGCCCAGAGUGUGGACCAAAGUAAAGACGAUAAGUCGAUAUCGUCCUCUCAGUCAACUCCUUGUGGAUCUCCACAGUCUUCGCCAAUGCCAAAUCGCAGGUCUUUGUUUGGUCAUGGAACAUCUUCUGAUUUGAGCAGUAAAAGUCUAGAAGGAGAUUCCACCACAUCAGUUAGUGAAACAGCCACCACUGAAAAAUGGAGGCCUUUUAUGCGUUCACAAAAUUACAGAGGAAUUGAGCAAGGUACUUUUGCCAUGCAGAAAUAUAAAGGCAUGCAAAAACCUUCACCUAUGGAAAUCAUGCGUACUCAGGGGACUGUUGCCAAAAUUGCAGAAGAUCAUGCAAAUUUAAACCCACCCAAAAUGGAUCUAACCAUACUAGAAAGGCAAAAACAUUCUGUUCGCAGUCAUCAAGUAGAAUGCAGAGAUCUAAAUGUUAUAGCUCCAACUGGAUUUUAAUAUAAAUUGCAUAAAUGUGUUUGCCCUUAAUUCAAAUGUAUUAUGAUAUUAACUUGCUGCUCAUCUUAUGAAAUUUCAUUUUGUUGUAUCUAACUGCAUCAUGUAGAGAUUUUAUUUUUACACUAGGAGGAGAGAGAUUUGGAAGGGAAAAGGAAUUUGAAUUCCGUUGUAGAAUUAAACCCAGUAUGGAAAAACUUGAAUCCCACAAAUGCUAAUUUGCACCAAUAAGGAUAUACUGAAAAUUUCUUUAAUGUUUCCAGUCGCUAAUGGAAAGAAACUUAAAUUAAUGGACUAUCAAAGCCAGAGAUUUUUGGUUAUCCGAAUUAUAGUUAGUAAUUUUAAAGAAUUACAACAUAAUGCACUUCAAUUUGUGUAAAGUGUGUGUGUGUGAGAGAGAGAGAGACUAGAAGGAUAUGUGUUUACUAGUAAAGUUGCCUGUGCUGUCUGUAUCUGUUUAAAUAAACAUGGACAUAAUUUUUUGACUUA
This is a messenger RNA of Hypanus sabinus (Atlantic stingray), 1786 nucleotides long. RefSeq names its product KIAA1191 ortholog. Bases 371 to 1300 code for a protein of 309 amino acids. Gene Ontology annotation, cellular component: cytoplasm. The record is from RefSeq and is a predicted model, not a curated record. Lineage: Eukaryota; Metazoa; Chordata; Chondrichthyes; Myliobatiformes; Dasyatidae. The transcript is spliced from 8 exons.